UCUUCUCCCAUGCACUUGUCUUCCCCACCUCCAACACUCCUCCUUCCUUGUCCCUCCCACAAACAUAACUUCCCACUCUUUCAUGGCUACCUCGUCUCCCUGUCCUUAAACCUGUCCCACAACACUUCCUCCUUCUCACACUCCUUUAAAUCCCCCCCUCCUUCAAUAUUCUCUGACACUCCAUAAUAUAAACCCCCCUACCUCUCUGUCGUCCCAGAUUGUGUUUAAUUUUCCUCACUUACUUGUCCGACAAGUUACCCUCUCCUCGCCGCAAUGUCUAGCCGGAGGUCACGUUCCCGACACCCGGAAAGUUCCAGGAUCUCCGACGACCAGAUUGCCGACCUCGUCUCCAAGCUGCAACGCCUCAUCCCUGAAAUCCGUGGCAGACGUUCCGACAAGGUUUCUGCCUCGAAGGUGUUGCAGGAGACAUGCAACUACAUACGAAGCUUGCACAGAGAAGUUGACGACUUAAGUGAUAGGUUAUCCCAGCUUUUGGAAUCCACUGAUGGUGAUAGUGCCCAAGCUGCCAUUAUUAGAAGCUUACUUAUGUAAUAAUAACUAUCAAAUUCUUUUACUUAUUAUGAUAUCCGGUAUCUUCACUACUAUCGUGUGAAACUAACCCGGACUUAAUAUGGGUUGCGGUAAUAAAAUUUGACUCGAAAAAGGCCUGACCCGAACUACUGCUAUUAUUAUUAUUAUUAACUUUGUUUUUAUGUUCAGAGUUCAGGUAAGCUAGCUAGCUACCUACUUAAUGUACUUCAUUUCCAGUUUUUAAUAAUAUAAUAAUAUAUCAUCACAACAUUAUCAGCUUCGA
Messenger RNA from Ipomoea triloba (trilobed morning glory), 814 nucleotides. Its product is annotated as transcription factor PRE6. Gene Ontology annotation, molecular function: protein dimerization activity. The transcript has 2 exons. Gene Ontology annotation, biological process: regulation of DNA-templated transcription; regulation of growth. Lineage: Eukaryota; Viridiplantae; Streptophyta; Magnoliopsida; Solanales; Convolvulaceae. The coding region runs from base 274 to 552 and encodes 92 amino acids. The record is from RefSeq and is a predicted model, not a curated record.